UAGGACCGAGUGACAAAGCCCUUCUCUAAUUCUCUUUCUCAAUUCUUAUUCACUUGACAAGUUGACAUUCAUUUGCAACCAACUCGGAGAGCGGGGAGGGCGACAACUUCAAAGCUCAACAGUUCCUUCUUCUCAAUCUUUCCCAAAUCUCUCUUCAACGCAGCAUGGCACAGUCUCUGCAACUCUUCACCGCCCCAAAUGGCUCCUUUUCCUCCGUCACCCACUCCGGCAAUACCCAUGCGCACCUUCCAAGUUCCAAGCUUUCCUUCUCCACACCUCCCAAUUCCUUCGCCCUCUCCCUCCGGCCCUCCACCUCAUCACUCCCGCGCCGUCACGUCUCAACUGCGGAUUGGAGCCCCACCUCCAUUGAGGUGGACGCCGUCACCGAGGCCGAGCUCAGGGAGAACGGCUUCCGCAGCACGCGCCGCAGGAUGAACGUGGCGCGGAUCAACAUGUGCCACGGAACGAGGGAGUGGCACAGGGAGGUGAUCCAGCGUGUGAGGCGCCUCAACGACGACAAGGGCUUCGCCGUCGCCAUCAUGAUGGAUACCGAAGGCAGCGAGAUCCACAUGGGUGAUCUCGGUGGUGCUUCCUCUGCCAAAGCUGAGGAUGGCGAGAUCUGGACCUUCAGCGUUAGAGCCUUUGAUUCUACUCUUCCAGAGCACACUGUCAACGUAAAUUAUGAGGGUUUUGCUGAAGAUGUCAAAGUUGGGGAUGAACUUCUAGUGGAUGGAGGUAUGGUGAGGUUUGAGGUGAUUGGAAAGAUAGGGCCAGAUGUCAAAUGCCUUUGUACUGAUCCUGGGUUGUUGCUCCCAAGAGCCAAUCUAACAUUCUGGAGGAAUGGGAGUCUAGUGCGAGAAAGGAAUUCCAUGCUUCCUACAAUUUCUUCUAAGGAUUGGUUAGAUAUCGAUUUUGGUAUUGCUGAGGGAGUUGAUUUCAUUGCUAUUUCUUUUGUCAAGUCUGCUGAAGUCAUUCACCAUCUUAGAAGCUAUAUUGCUGCACGGUCCCCCAAUAGUGAUGUUGCUCUAAUUGCAAAGAUAGAAAGUAUUGACUCAUUGAAGAACUUGGAGGAGAUCAUUCAAGCAUCAGAUGCAGCAAUGGUGGCAAGAGGAGACUUGGGUGCUCAGAUCCCUUUAGAACAGGUUCCAUCUGCGCAACAGAGGAUUGUUGAACUCUGCAGGCAGCUGAAUAAACCUGUCAUUGUUGCCUCUCAACUACUUGAGUCCAUGAUUGAAUACCCAACUCCUACAAGAGCUGAAGUAGCCGAUGUUUCUGAAGCAGUAAAGCAAGGAGCUGAUGCUUUGAUGCUUUCAGGUGAGUCAGCCAUGGGCCAAUACCCUGAGAAGGCACUGGCUGUUCUAAGGAGUGUUAGUUUGAGAAUUGAAAGAUGGUGGAGGGAACAAAAAUACCAUGAAACUAUUGAACAUCCAUCAAUCGGGACUUCUUUUUCAGAAAAUAUAUCUGAAGAAAUUUGCAAUUCAGCUGCAAAGAUGGCUAAUAAUUUGGAGGUGGACGCACUUUUUGUGUACACAAAGACAGGAUGCAUGGCAUCCCUGUUAUCGAGAUGCCGCCCGGACUGCCCAAUAUUCGCUUUCACAACCACACCAUCUGUGCGUAGGCGUCUAAACCUCCAAUGGGGCCUAAUUCCGUUUCGUCUGAGCUUCUCAGAUGAUAUGGAGAGCAAUCUCAAUAAAACCUUUUCACUUCUUAAGGCCAGAAAUUUGAUCAAAUCAGGGGAUCUUGUGAUAGCUGUCUCAGACAUGUUUCAGUCAAUACAAGUAAUGAAUGUUCCUUGAGGACAUGUUUCUGUUCUUCUGCAAAGACAAGAGGUAGCUCUAGAUUAUACAUUUUAUCACCAUUGGUUUAGUUUUGGAUGCUACUAGAUUAGUGUUUUCUCCUCCCCAUUGUUUUUUUCAUUGUCUUUCUCUUUCAUUUGCGUCUGUCUUGUUGCAACUGCAACUGAAUUUAUAUUCUUCUGCCUCAAGCCCCUAUAUCUGAUGUCAUUUUGGGGGUUACGAAAAAUACCUACGCGAGGCACUAGCAAUUUUGUUGCCUUUCUGGUAGCUUUUGUAUUUUGUUAAUUGUUAUACCGUGUUGUAUUAUUAGCUUUCAACUUCCAUACCCGGUUGUAAAAAUGUGAAGACGAACUUAUCAUAAUAUAACGUAUUGAGGUAUGGAUUUGGCAAAUUUCCAUCGUGAUUGCUUUCUUCUCUUCUUGAUUUCGUCUUAAAGGAAAGAACGUGAAGCAUACCUGCCAAUCAGAACAUCAUCCUCCUAUUUGUCGAAUCAAGGGAGCGAAAUAAAAUUAAGCCAUUUACCAUUCCAUUAUGAAGGAGGAAGCUGCUCAAGCAACAGUUAGGCCAAGUCAGCAAGGUACUUAGCAUGAGUUUGUUUUUGUGUCAGCUCAUUAGAGUUGUUAGGAUGUUAGUUUCAUCACGUGUUUAUUAAGAGAUGCUAGAGCCUUCAUGUACUACUAUGUUUAACGUGUAUCCGAGCUUAAACAAUGUAAUGCAAUCGUCAUUCUUACACUACUAUACUCUCGCUAA
Arachis duranensis is the source of this 2546-nucleotide messenger RNA. RefSeq names its product pyruvate kinase isozyme A, chloroplastic. Gene Ontology annotation, cellular component: cytoplasm; chloroplast stroma. The record is from RefSeq and is a predicted model, not a curated record. NCBI's taxonomy places the organism in Eukaryota, Viridiplantae, Streptophyta, Magnoliopsida, Fabales, Fabaceae. Gene Ontology annotation, molecular function: potassium ion binding; pyruvate kinase activity; magnesium ion binding. Gene Ontology annotation, biological process: glycolytic process.